Cutaneotrichosporon cavernicola is the source of this 5472-nucleotide messenger RNA. RefSeq lists its product as uncharacterized. Bases 1 to 5472 code for a protein of 1823 amino acids. Gene Ontology annotation, molecular function: protein dimerization activity. NCBI's taxonomy places the organism in Eukaryota, Fungi, Basidiomycota, Tremellomycetes, Trichosporonales, Trichosporonaceae. Gene Ontology annotation, cellular component: RNA polymerase II, core complex. Gene Ontology annotation, biological process: transcription by RNA polymerase II. The record is from RefSeq and is a predicted model, not a curated record. The transcript has 7 exons.
AUGUCCGCCCCUGCAUGGCAGACAGACGAGUUGGGCGAAGAAUGGAUCGAGACAUCCCCCUCCCCGCCCACUACACCCGUCCCAACCGAAACCGUCGUCCGCGGAAGCGUGCACAACAAACGUGGCUCCCUCCGCUCGUUGGGACACGGUAGCGUCGCGCGCGCUCUCCCGCCUCGCCGCGCCUCCGCAAUGAGCCUUCCCGAGGGGCGUUCGCCCUCUAACCCCUACGUUCGCAACGCCAGUGGCAUGCUGUCACCUCCAACGAGCGCGUCGUCCGACGACGGGAGAGAUACCGAGUACAAGCUCAAGUCUAGUUUACGCAGCACCCGUAGCGUCUCCGCGCCGACUCAGAGCAGCGCCAAGGGUACGUUUGUGGUUAAGGAUGGCGAGGACACGCACGGCAAGGCAUUCCCCCGCAAUGCUUUCGUCAACAGGGACAUGUUCAGCGCGCUCCCCCUCGAGAAGAUGUUUGAGCCGCCCAGCUCACCCAUGGCGAUCCUGGAAGAGGAGGAGCCAACAAGCUCAGGAUCCACGUCGCGCGCCGCGUCCUCAACGCCCUCGGUUGCGGAGCUGGCACUGGUCGAAUCUCCCUCGCCUAUUGAGUCGCCCGCGUCGGGCGAGAGCACGCCCUCACGCUCGACUCCCACGGCCACCAUUAUGGCAUCCACAACCACAGCGCCCAGAGCCUUGUCUUUGUCUCCUCACUGGUCUGGCUCUACGCCAAGCUCUGGAUCGGAAGGUCGCCGCGUCUCGCAUCAGUACACGCCCGCCCACCCCUCUCGACUGAGCAAAAGCAUGACACCGUCUGACAAUUCGUUCUCCACCACAACAGCAAAUUCGAGCCGUGUCGCAACACCAGCACCAGACGGGGAGGAGGACAUGAGCGUGGAACAUGAGCAUGACUCUUUACUUCUUCCUGUCGUGCCAGACGACACUGUCGAGGAGCCAACGCACCAUUACGACGAUACAGCCCAGACACAUCCAUACGACGACUCAAACCUGCCUACAAACCCAUACGACCACACCAACCACCCGACCAACCCUUACGACAACACUGAUCACCCGACAAUCCCCUAUGACGAGCAUACCACGCAGGAUGAGCGGGGAGUAGAGGACGAGCCGCAGACUGGGACAACACGCAUCCGAGUGGCCCAGUCGCAGGCAGGAACAACGCGCAUCCGCGACCUUGAGUCCCAGAUGGGAACAACGCGCAUACGCGAGGAAUCAACCGAGGCCCCAAGUGGCCUCCACGGGAAGUAUCCGUUCAACUUCUCUGCGCCGGUGGGCAAUGCGCGCGACGUGGACGGCCUCGACAGGUCGGAGACGCCCGAAUUUGAACCGUCUUUGGCGCCCCUGGCCGGCGGUGAGCCUUCACACUCAACGCUAAACGAGCCUCCAGAGUUGACCAAUGUCGGUCUCCGCCUCUUCCGCAAUGGCUACGACACAUACACCCGCGAGCAGCUGUCCGCGAUGGUCGACUCCCUCGCUAACCACCCGAGCCCACCGGCGACCCGUAACACCAUCCCGCGCCGCGCAGACCUGCGCGAGUGGUCUCCUGAGGCCUCUGGCACGCCAGAUGCGUACCGCUCAGCGUCCUACUCCAAUUCACUUACACCUGAGUCGGCGACAUCCGAUUCGCACAGCUCCAAGCGCAUCAAGCUCGCGCGCCCGGAACCAAGAGGCCCCACAGCCAUCCGAGACUGGCGUGCCCAGGGCAAUGCGAUGCUCGAGCGCAUUCGUGUCACCGACCCCGACUUUUCGUCCACCUCGGCCUCUGACUCGAGGAGCUUGAGGAGCGGGAGCGCCGCCUGGACUGAUGAGCGGGCAAGCGCAAUCGAAGACUUCGGUCGGCCGACCUUCGACUACGGCCAUCCUUCUCUGUCGCCCGAUCCAGAACCGGUGGUUAAAUCCAACCCGUCAACUGCCUCGUCCAAUUACCUCCACCGCGCCGAGGACAUGAUGUCGCGGAUCAAGAGCCGGGUUGUCUCUCCCACGAGCACAACUGACAACCCGACAGACAGUUCGCCACGGAACGAGGAGGCCGUGCUCUCUGAAACAUCGCGCGUGUCGUCGCUCGUCAACACCGAUCAGUCGUCAGAGGCUGAGAGACACAUUCCGCGGCAUGAAUUUUCUUGGAAGGGCUCUGGCAAGGGGACUUCUCCGUUGCAGUCUGCUGUCAGCUCUCGCACGGGCACGGCGAACUCCCAGACAGCCACGGCGGCGUCAGCGCGGCGAGGCAUGCUUGAAGGCACCGGGCGACCGCCCGAGGUCCGUGAGGACCUGAACCGCUUUGUGUCUGCCACAACUGUCGCCUCUGCCACAACGAUGUCGACGUCGUUUGUCAAGCACCGCGGGCCGAAGGACCCUACGCCGUCGCACAUGACUAUGAUCCGCCCCGGUGACGUACAAGGUGUCGUCCCAAACCGCAUCGGCAAGAUGUACUACGACCAAGAGACGCACCGCUGGGUACGCUCGUCGCGCGACGCGCUCACCCGUGUAUCCGAGGGUGCCGAGAGCCAGAGAAUAAGCGAAGACAGCCAGGACGUGUUCGCCGGCUUCGACUCGACGUCGCCAAGCAUUCACGCAUCGCAGGCGGUCACGUAUUCUCUGGAGAGGCGGGGUUCGCGCUCGUCGCUUGGUAGAGGAUUUCCAAUCUCAUCACCCGAGAACGGUUUCCACGACUGUGUAGGCUUCACCGACUCGUCACCAGAGAAAGGCUUCCACGACUCGUCGCCAGUGAAAGGUUUUCCGUCAUACGACAGGACGUCUUCUCCGGAGGGAGGCUUCUCGUCGCCCGAGAAGGGCUUCGCGUCACCAGAGAAGGACCAGACCUCGUCGUCUUCGCCGGAGAAGUACGCCCUCGACUCACUAGACAGGGAUGACCCCCAAGCGACGCCGCGCGCUCGCCCAAGGCUCAACCACUCGAUCUCUUGUCCUGUUAAUGGCACGCCGAUACCUCUCCGCUCAGCGCUGCGCAAUGCUAAUGGCUCGACCCCCAUAAGCGCGAUGAAGAAGAGGGCCGCAUGGCACGCCGACUUGACGCCGGCUCGUGAGCAGCGUGAGGCGUCUGCUGCUCCAUCGUCUGGCUCCAACCGUCGCUCUGUUUCCUUCUCUGACGGCUAUGUGAUCGCGCAGCACAUAGAGGCAGAGCGGGCCGAGUGGUCCCGCCUCGACGGCAAGGGCCACUUCGAGCGCUACGAGCGCACCGACAUCAUGGAGGAGAGUUCUAUUGCCCCGAGCAUGCGCACGCGCCGCAUCCAGCAGGCGUUAGAUGGCAUGGCGGACCUGCAGAUAACCGACAUCGAUGAUGACGACGACGAAAUGCCGGAUCCGUCGCCAUCCAAGCCUGCCAGGUCUUCAUCGUCGGCUUCGUCCUGCUCGUCUGCCGCUCUGAAACGGCCCUCUGCGUUGUCUGAGGCCUCCGAGGAGCACUCGGAUUCGACGGUCCCCAUAACUGCGUUCAGGUCUUUCCGUUCCUUCCGGAGAGGCGGCGCAGGGGACCAGACGUUCCUCACAGAGUGCUCUUUUGGCGUCGCACACGACCGCCUUGUGCAGCUUAUCACCGAUGUCCAGCCCUUCGAACCGCAUUGGGAGACCUUGAAGGCUAUCGACCUCUCAGAUAAGGGCGUGGAGAGCUUAGCCCGCCUCAAGGAGUUCCUUCCUCGCCUUGACGAGGCCAACCUCAACGACAACCAGAUCGACUACCUCUCGGGCGUUCCGAGCUCGGUGCGCAAGUUGCGUGUGGCGGGGAACUGCCUUACGAGCCUGACGAGCGUGAGCCACCUCCGCAACCUCCACUUCCUGGACAUCUCCCGCAACCAGCUCGACUCGGUGUCGCAGCUUGACUGUCUGCACCACCUCCGCGAGCUUGUGAUCGACAGCAACCAGAUCACCGAUCUCAAGGGGAUAAUGGGCAUCGAUUGCCUCGUCAAGUUGAGCGUGGCGGACAAUGCGAUCGAGGAGCUCGACCUCACCGAUGCCAAGUGGGAGAGCCUCGAGUCACUCGACCUGUCACGGAACAAGAUCCAGAGCAUCCGCGGACUUGAACGGCUCAAGAGCCUGACGACGCUGAAGCUCGACGCGAACGCACUUGUCACCCUCGAGCCCGCGUCGUCGAUGAGCAGCCUCCGUAUUUUGCGAGUGUCGGACAACGGAUUGACGAGUCUGGACGUGUCGCUCUUCCCUCGCCUGCGCACGCUGUUCGCCGACAAUAAUGCGCUCCCGGGCCUCACUCGCAGUGGGCCAGGCGGGCACCGCAUCGAGAACCUCUCCUUGCGAAGCCAGGAUGUUGCCUCGUUCUCACUCAACCCUGAGGACAUUCAGGCCGUCAAGCGCCUCUACAUAUCUGGGAACACGCUGCCACCCAACUUCCUCUCCACGCCAGUCUACAGCCUCGUUUACUUGGAGGCGAUCGCGUGCCAGCUUUCAGAUUGGCCAGAGAACCUUGUCGCCCACGCACCGAACUUGCGCGUCCUCAACGUCAACUACAACUUCAUCGAGACGCUGGACGGACUGGCAGGUCUCACGCGCCUGACCAAGCUCAUGGCGGUUGGCUGCCGGCUCGGGGCAAGAGGCAACGCUGUGCGCGGACUACAAGGGCUUGAGGGCCUCGAGGAGCUCGACCUGCGCAUGAACCCGGCAACGCUGAGUUUCUACCUCCCGAUCUUGCUCCCGUCCAAGAAGGAGAAGGGCAGAGGAGGCAAGUUGAAGGAGACCGAGUCACGAGGAGCCGGCACCAACAACCCCGCUUGGGCCGCGCGCGACUCUCAAUACCGUCACCAGCUGCCGGACGAGUGGUACUCGCGCCGCUUGUUCUACCGAGGCCUCGUGUUCGGCAAGUGCCCGCAACUCCGGAUAUUGGACGGGGUGGGAGUCACGAGUGGGGAAAAGGACAAGGCGGCUGCACUGUUGGACCAGGCGCAGGGUGUUGUGGGACAAUCUGGACGAUCGUCUCACAACAACUCAUUUCGUCACCAACACUACUCUUCUCUCUACAAAAUGUCGGGGCGUAUCAACCAGCCAAACCGUAUUGAGACCUGGCUGUUACAGGAGGAUGAAAAGCGCCUCACCAUCACCGAGGACCCCAAGAUCCCCAACGCUGCGACGGUUAUCGUGCGCGCGCAGGACCACACCCUCGGCAACAUGUUGCGAGCACAACUGCUGCUUGACCCAACAGUGCUUUUCUCCGGAUACAAGGUGGCGCACCCGCUCGAGAAUGUAAUCACGAUCAAGAUCCAGACGGACGAGCGGUCCAACCCCGCCGACGCGCUUAAGCGCGCUUGCACGCAGCUCAUUAACCAGACUAUCAAUGUCAAGAAGCAGUUCCAGGAUCAGGCGCGUAACAUCGAGAUGGGGAUGGGUCCCGAGGCUGCACCCCAGGCCGCGGGAGGUUACGACCCGUACGGCGACGGGUUCGGGAGUAGCACACAGGCUGGCGGCGCGCCCCAGGGUGGAGACGUGUACGACUUCUAA